This is a messenger RNA of Parnassius apollo (apollo), 534 nucleotides long. The record is from the annotation of a GenBank genome assembly. NCBI's taxonomy places the organism in Eukaryota, Metazoa, Arthropoda, Insecta, Lepidoptera, Papilionidae.
AUACGGCAUAAUAUCGGAGAAGAGAGGUUACGAGAACUAAGUGCUGUUCAUCAACAGUACCGGUCAUUAGAAAAGUUGAAUGGAGUAAGAAGACGAGCAGGUGCCUACAUCCCACCCACGCGUUCGUCUUCAGAUAGCGGCUCCAGUGCAGCGUCCUCACCGCCGGGCACUCCUGCGCCACCUCCCCGCCGAGCCACCCCUUCGGCACCCGCAGCGCCUUCAGUACCCAAUGCGCCGCCACCAGUCCCCUUUUUACCGUACCCGCGACCAUACGCCUAUCCUACUCCCCCACCAGCUUACCGACCGCCACCGCAGCCUUUCGCAAAUGGUGAACCUCCACCUUACCCCACCCCUGCUCCAUACGCUGGUUUUGUUCCCGUUUUAUAUGCCCCUCCUAAACUAUCAUGUUGGAACUGUGGAGGAGCAGGUCACGCCGGCCACGAGUGCAAGGAGCCUAGCAUGGAGGAGAUGACUCGAGCGGGUGGGUACCAAUUGGAUUUCGGAGGAGCACCCCCAGAAUCGACGGAAAAGUAG